UAAUAGAGCCGUUUGACUUUGCAUGGCUGCUGAUCCCUGUCCACCAGAUGCAACGUGCGCCAGGUGUGGCUCGCUCUUUUUAAGCUUCCCCGACCCAUCACAGCACACCACUCGAUCUCCGCAGCCUUUCCCCUCCCAACGCACACACCAGCACAGCCUCUCCGGCGGCCUCCCUGCGCGCACGUUCCCGUCAGUUGAUCUGAGGCCUUCUAUGAAGAUGAUGAUGUGGCGCAGGCGGGGCGCCGGCGGCGGGCUGCGCAUCAAGAAGAAGGGUCGCGGGUUCAUGUGUGGCUGCGGCGGCUCCAAGGCAGUCUCCAUCUCCGAUAGCUCCGACAAGUCCCCCAUGGCCACGCCGCCCACCGCCGUGUCAACCACUCCUACUACCGCCAUGUCCACGACGACGACGACGACGAAGACAACGACCAUAGCGGGAAACAAGGAGGCGCCCUCCUCGUUCUCGGCCUCGUCCUACCACGCCGACACCGAAGACGCCCACAGCAGCAUGGAGAGAACGCCCAGCUUGUCCGCGCUCCUGCGCCAGCUCGGCGACCUGGAGCGCAGCGUCCGGUUCCUGCAGGCCGCAGCCACCGAUGGCGGCGAAGGUGGCGGCAGCGGCAAGAACGGCGGCAGGCGUCACCGUCGGACCGUGAGCGAGGGGAGCGGCGGCGGGUCCGGGCGGGUGCAGGAGAGCGUGGCAGUGGUGAAGGAGUCGGCGGACCCGCUGGCCGACUUCCGGCGGUCCAUGCUGCAGAUGAUCGUGGAGAAGGAGAUCGUGGGCGGGGCCGAGCUCCGGGAUCUGCUGCACCGGUUCCUGUCCCUCAACUCGCCGCACCACCACCACCUCAUCCUCCGCGCCUUCGCCGAGAUCUGGGAGGAGGUCUUCGCCGGCUACGAGCGCACGCCGGACUUCCUCGUCUCCCACCGCAAGAAGAAGCACCUGACCACGCGUGGUGCUUGAUUCGCUUCGUACGCCAUCGAUCCAUCCCCGCCCGUCCAUCGAUCUCCUUCUCAUGGGACGAAAGAGACAAGGUUUUCAGUAGGGUUUUCGUUGAUUUCUUGACGCAUUGGUUCCAUCAACUUUGUGUACAAACGAUUGAACGGACGAGCCAGGAUUACCGAAGGCUCCAAACGCCUGCCUUUGUUUUCUCGA
Molecule: messenger RNA, 1150 nt
Organism: Phragmites australis (common reed)
Lineage: Eukaryota; Viridiplantae; Streptophyta; Magnoliopsida; Poales; Poaceae
Product: transcription repressor OFP8-like
Exons: 1
Coding region: 23-958 (311 amino acids)
Biological process (GO): negative regulation of DNA-templated transcription
Source: RefSeq, a predicted model, not a curated record